CAGUUAUUUCAUAUGGUAUAGUAAUUUGGAGUGCAGCAUGUCCUACAACAUUAAUUAAUACAACUAGACAUCGUCCAUGAAAAAAUAUGAAGUAAAUAAAAGAUGGUCGGCGGAAACAUUUUCAAAAAUUCAGAGAACAGUAUAUACAGCUACCCAUAAAAUUUAUAAUAUAAUUCGUACUUCAGAAAUUCUAAAUAUAACAAAAUUUUAAAAAAACUUGUCCAUCUGGAUUAUAAAAUCAAGUAUAAAUGGAAGAAAGGAUCGCAGGACAUGGCUAUCCGGUUCAAACCUACAAAAUCAUUACAGAGGACGGCUACGUGUUGAGUUUAUACCACAUUUCAAACGAUACUACCCCAAAUCCCGAACAUUAUAAAGGGAAAAGUCCAGUUUUGUUGGUCCACGGUAUGGGCGGCUCGCCCCACAACUUCGUGGUGCUUGGGGCACGCAGGGCUCUUCCCUACUAUUUUUAUGACAGGGGUUAUGACGUGUGGUUGUUCUCUGCCAGGGGGUCGGAGGGAUCAUUUCCAGAGAGACACGUCAAGUAUGAUUGGGAUCAGGAUAAGGCGUAUUGGAAAUAUAGCCUUCACGAAAUCGCGAUUUACGACUUGCCCGCAUGUAUCGAUUUCAUCUUGAUUCACACGUCGAGGGAGAAAGUGGCGCUGAUCGGACAUUCGGCGGCGGGAAACGAAUUUUUCGCGAUGUUCUCCGAACGACCCGAGUAUAACGCGAAGGUGACGGUCGCGGUCUCUUGGGCCUCCGCUCCCAUUUUAAAAAGAUCGGAUUAUCCCUUGGCCUUAUUGUUUUCUACUUUGGUUGACGUAUGGAAGGGCCUAAACAACUUACUGGGUCUAGAGGAAUUUGUACCGAUCACCCAAACGUUUAAGCCAGUGAUUAGGUUGGCGUGUGCCGAUUCCGAAUUCCGAAAAAUCUGUAUAUUAGUAACGGCUGUUAUCGGAAGUCACACGUCCGUAAUACAACAUCCGGAGGACAUUCAGGUAAUUGCCAGCAAUCUACCGAGGUUAUCCUCUAGACAAAUAUAUCAUUUUAUGGAUAAUGUUAAUAACGGGUCUUUUAGGAAAUACGACUACGGACCAAAAAAAAACCUCAAAACGUACGGCCAACUAUAUCCACCGCAUUACAACAUUGCUGCAGCCAAAGUACCAACCGCAUUCUUUCUAGGACGACGUGAUAGUAUCAUCCAACUAGAGGAUAUUUAUGAAGCAGUGACCAAUAUACCCAAUACAGUGAAGAUUCACGUGAUUCCAUUCGAGAAAUUCACCCAUGUGGAUUAUAUUUUUGGCCGGAACGCUACUGAGAUGGUUUAUGAGCCGACUUACCAGUUAGUACGCGAUAUUGACAAUGGCGUUGUUUUUCUACCGAUAAGGCCACCGUUUGUUCAUAAAUAAAUAUUUAUUUGCAUUUUA
Molecule: messenger RNA, 1424 nt
Organism: Anthonomus grandis grandis
Lineage: Eukaryota; Metazoa; Arthropoda; Insecta; Coleoptera; Curculionidae
Product: lipase 3-like
Exons: 7
Coding region: 249-1406 (385 amino acids)
Biological process (GO): lipid metabolic process
Molecular function (GO): hydrolase activity, acting on ester bonds
Source: RefSeq, a predicted model, not a curated record